GUGUUGACUUUAAAAUCAAAACUGUAGAGCUAAGAGGAAAGAAAAUUAGAUUACAGAUCUGGGACACAGCGGGUCAGGAGAGAUUCAACAGCAUUACCUCAGCUUAUUACAGAAGUGCCAAGGGGAUCAUACUAGUAUAUGAUAUCACGAAGAAGGAGACAUUUGAUGAUUUGCCAAAGUGGAUGAAGAUGAUUGAUAAGUACGCUUCAGAAGAUGCAGAACUUCUCUUAGUUGGAAAUAAGUUGGACUGUGAAACGGACAGAGAAAUCACUAGACAGCAGGGUGAAAAGUUUGCACAGCAGAUAACAGGGAUGCGGUUCUGUGAAGCAAGUGCCAAGGAUAACUUCAACGUGGAUGAGAUAUUUCUGAAACUCGUUGAUGACAUUCUAAAAAAGAUGCCUCUGGAUAUUUUAAGGAAUGAGUUGUCCAAUAGUAUCCUCUCAUUACAACCAGAGCCCGAGAUACCACCGGAACUGCCUCCACCACGACCACAUGUCCGGUGCUGUUGAUUUGCUACUUUGGAGACAACGUGGAAACAAUUCCUGGGAUGGGGAAAGUUCUAUCCUGCACUACAAUCAUUUUGACAAUUUCCUUUCGCACUUUGUAAUCCAAGUCAGAGCUAUACACUAACUUGUAAAUAUGCAAAUAUGCAAUCCUGGGUAAGUUUUGGUUUUAAAUUACAUAUUUCCCUCCAAAUUAUUAUAUUUCAUUCAUUACCCCAGUGUCUAGUGUACAUACACUGGGAAACAUAGUACUUCUAAUAUGAAGAAUGGGAGAAAUGGAAGGUAUAAUGUUUCUUGAAAUAAAUAAUUGUCCUUGUUAAUUAUAUUAUAAGGACGGAAGAUAUUCUGAAAAGAAGAGAGAAUGUGGUGCUUUGCUUACUGUUUUAAAGAAAGUUUGUAAAACUAGAGACUUUUUGGAAAAAAGCUAUCUUAAGUGCUUUUUCUUUAUUCGCAAGAUAUUACCCCCAGCUGUAGCACCUUUGAAGUACUGGAGUAUUCCUGCCACAAAGCACAGUUUCAUUCAUAGCCAUCAUUGAAAGUUAUUUAUUAGUGUUAUGUGAUGGUAGAAUGUUACUAGUUGGAGGGAUGGAUUUGACUUGGUCCUAAAGCCCAGAAUCUCUCUCAUGGUUCCUAAUGGAUGAACCCUAUGCUUUUAAGAACUACAAAGAUUCAAUAAAGAGGUGUUUUUGAAACUAUAGAAAAAGGUUUUAAAGAAACGCUGCUGUCCUAAACAAAUCCUAUUUAAAGGAAUUUUAAAGAGAUACAUUUUACUAUAUCAAAGAACAUACAUGUAUUUGCCUAAACAUUCUGUACCUUUGUAAUGAUAAAACUUCUCCCCUUUAUGGUGAAGCUUAUUCCUAUUAAGCCUAGACUGUGUUCAUUUUUUUGGGUGGGGGGGUCUGAUAAUGAAUUUGUGAACUCUAUCUUUGGUAUAUCUUUUAUUAAACUGCACUGUUUCGUUUAGUCGAGGUAAAUAAGUAAUUAUGUAUUUGAAUAACUUGGUGUUUCUUGAGUGUUGUGGUAUGAAGCAUUGUGGUCUUUCUACACUAAUGAAGUGCAAAUAAAAUUUUGUAUUUAUGAAUGACA
Messenger RNA from Galeopterus variegatus (Sunda flying lemur), 1589 nucleotides. RefSeq names its product RAB12, member RAS oncogene family (gene RAB12). Gene Ontology annotation, molecular function: GTP binding; GTPase activity. The record is from RefSeq and is a predicted model, not a curated record. The transcript is spliced from 5 exons. NCBI's taxonomy places the organism in Eukaryota, Metazoa, Chordata, Mammalia, Dermoptera, Cynocephalidae. The annotation marks the transcript as partial. Gene Ontology annotation, cellular component: plasma membrane; synaptic vesicle; trans-Golgi network transport vesicle. Gene Ontology annotation, biological process: regulation of exocytosis; protein localization to plasma membrane; cellular response to insulin stimulus.